ACUUCUCAGUAUGCUCCGCCUAUCCAACAGUCUCUCUUAUCACUGAGAAGGAUCCACUUUACGGCGGCUUGGCCAUCAUCCGCAACCACCUCUGGGGAAAUGAGGGUCGCUUGCGUGGACUCAUUACUCGCUCCUCGAUCCACGUACCCGACCUUGAUGAUCUCAAUAACAAAUCUCAAGAAUCUAAGCCAGAGGACGUCACGAUGGGUGACGCUACGGCGAAAACUGGAGCACUGUUCUACAACCUGAUGGAGAUCCCGAACGUGCCGUGGAAUAUAUCCGAGGUGCUCGAAAUGAGAUUUUAUGUGCGGAACGAAUACAACGAGCUCGAUGCAUUCGUGGAGGAGCAGAGACAAUCAGAUAUCGCUGGGUUCCAUCGGCGCAGACCGAUUUUGCUUAAAGGCAAGGCUGUCUAUUCGACGCACUGUCUCCUGAAUCGGCUCGCACAAGGAAAGCUCACCGUGCUCUCCAAGUCACCUUUGAUACGUUUCGCCUUUCUCGAAUCUGGUGUUUACAUGAUUCCAAAUGAUUCCUUCCUACAUUGGCGGAAUCCCGAGCUCUCCGUAGCUGAAGGAGCCGAUUUGGAUGGCCUUGUUCUCUCUCAUCUUGCUUCGGCUGCGGAGGUCAACACUCUGCUGCAGCAGCGAUGGAGGAUCUUGGUAGCAUCGUCGUCCGAGCCAGAAGAGGGGCAAGGAAAAACAGUCCGAACACGUUUUACAUGAAAAGAUGGAGCUGGCAAGAAGUGUGUGUAUCCCACGGUUAUGCGAAGGAGCAGAGGGUUGACGAUGAAGCUUGGCAUGUUGCGUU
Cantharellus anzutake is the source of this 807-nucleotide messenger RNA. RefSeq lists its product as uncharacterized. Lineage: Eukaryota; Fungi; Basidiomycota; Agaricomycetes; Cantharellales; Hydnaceae. Bases 204 to 722 code for a protein of 172 amino acids. The transcript is spliced from 2 exons. The record is from RefSeq and is a predicted model, not a curated record.